UAUCACCAGUCCGAGCAUCUGAGAAAUUCUUGGCUAACAUGUAUUCUGUAUAGGUCCGAGAUCUACCAAACACAGCCUAUGAUAUAAGGGCCGGUUCAGCAUAUCAAGGAUCCGUGAAAGUACAAGAAUACCAUAGGGACAUGGGAAUCUUUCUCCUCCAACAGCGCUAAUCAAAUGCCUCGUUCUUGAUGUCCAUGCAUCUCGUCUCUCAUGCUGUCAGGCAACCGCGGCAAAUGCGACCCGUUGAAAUCCUAUAUAUGCAUGCCCUCUCUCCCUUCCGAACCACAGGAAUUCAGCUCCUUUCCAAGUUAUGUAUCAGAACUACUACGAACACUCCUUGCCAUCUCAUAACCGCGCCCCGACCGUGAACGAGUACCGCGUUGUUCCUGCGUUGGCCCAACCAUACCACAACGCCAAGAGCCCGACAUACCCUCCUGCCCCCGUGUACCCCCCCGUUCAUAGCCACCACUCGAACCCGACAUCUGCUUACUCCCGGCGUCAUUCUCUCCCGAAUGGCGGUUCUUCCCCAUACCAUCCACCUCGCCAAGAGCCCAGCAGUGCUUUAGUCCCUUACAACCCCGCUGUCGCGGGAAUAAAUCGUUCCGCAUCUAACACGGGAAGCGACCCCAGCACCGCCCUCUUUCCCUACAACCAUGGGCGAAACCAGGCCUCCGAGUCUGCUUUCGUUCCUUACACUAGCCAAUCCCCUCCGUCCAACGCUAGUCGGAGCACCGACCGUAAUCGCGCUAAUUCUGACUCGAGGUCUACUUAUACCGGUUCCAGUAUCACGAGGAACAGCGCACUGAGCACUUCCUCUUGCUUGACCUGUUCAUCCUUCACCUCUUCCUCCUCCUACCCGGUCUGUUCAUCAACCCCAGCCCGAGACCGUCCUGGACAGAUCUUCCAGACCGUAAUUCACAUCCCCGCCGGUGGGGUAAACGUGUUCGUCGUCUAUCGCUGAGGUUAGAUGCGUCGUCAAGUUAGAGAACCUAUGUACUUGUAUACAAACACAAUAUGUGAUUUAUGUUUCAUUCACACCUUUGUUCAGGGGCGCAUUAUGAAGCGCAAUUUGAAUAGUACCAGAUCUUCGUAUG
Messenger RNA from Guyanagaster necrorhizus, 1094 nucleotides. RefSeq lists its product as uncharacterized. The transcript has 2 exons. The coding region runs from base 311 to 961 and encodes 216 amino acids. Lineage: Eukaryota; Fungi; Basidiomycota; Agaricomycetes; Agaricales; Physalacriaceae. The record is from RefSeq and is a predicted model, not a curated record.